AUGGUAAUAGGGCAGGGGGACACACGCGCCCCCCUCCUGGUGUCCGCCCCCUCCUCCUCCUCGCCCUCAGCAGAGGAGGAGUGUGUGUCAUUGAGCAUCUCAGUUGACUCAGUGAGCGCGUGCACACUAGUACGGACACUUGGAGAGCCACCUCUCUCUCUCACUCCGCUCCUGCGUUCAACCACUGGCUCAGAGCAAACCCGAGCUCCACAGCGGCAGCAGCAGCAGCAGCAGCAGCAGCAGCAGCAGCAGCAGAGCGCUCAGAGCGGGACAGGGCAGUGGAGAGAGCAGCCUGAGAGGGACAGCACAGAGCAGGACGAGCAGGAGGCAGGAGCGCGCCGUCUGCAGCUGGGACGCACACACUUCAUGUCCGAGGAGGCAGAGCUGGUGGUGAGAGGCAGAGAGAGCAGUGACACGGUCCCAGAACAGCCCACUGAAGAGCCCCAGUCGCCCAGGCCACGUCCAGCGCCUGAAGACCACCGGCGCACCUGCAGGAGAAGCAGCGUCAGUGCUGGGGGUCCGGGGGUCGUUAGCGUCGGUAGCAUCAGGACGAGCAGUGACGGGGCAGGCGAACGCUCCAUGCAGUUCAGCACCAGACCGCCUAGUGCUGAGCCCGGCUUCAUGGGGACAUGGCAGCAGCAGGGCACUGACAGCAACCUCCUGUACAGGAUGUCCCAGCAGGCUGCUGUAGCGCGUCUGCCUUUGAAGUGCGACACUUCCACUCAGGCCCGCGACAUGGACGAGCCGGCUCCGUGUCAGCUGCUUCCUGCCUGUCCUGAGGAGAUGGCCCGCACCGCUCACACCCCCAUUGUGUAG
Messenger RNA from Knipowitschia caucasica, 816 nucleotides. The record is from the annotation of a GenBank genome assembly. NCBI's taxonomy places the organism in Eukaryota, Metazoa, Chordata, Actinopteri, Gobiiformes, Gobiidae.